Acaulospora morrowiae is the source of this 411-nucleotide messenger RNA. NCBI's taxonomy places the organism in Eukaryota, Fungi, Glomeromycota, Glomeromycetes, Diversisporales, Acaulosporaceae. The record is from the annotation of a GenBank genome assembly.
AUGCAACCUGAUGUCCUAGUCUCAAAAGAUCAAAUUAAUUCUUCCACAGGAGCAGAUGAAAAACGAAAUCCUGUUAGAUUCAUGAAAGUUACGGAAUACGACCUCCUGUCACUUAGGACGAAGCCAGAGGCCCUAGUAAUCUUUCAGCAACUACUUGCUAGACAUGAUGCCAAGACAAAAAAUGGACUUCGAAAAAUUUAUAGUACACUUUCGAUGGUUGGCCAACUAGGAAUACUUAUUAUCUCGUUAAAGACAACAGUUUAUCGGUCCAAAAAACAAUUAAUUUAUGAAAGCAUAGAACUCAAGAACGCGGAUGACAUUAUGGGAAAUACACAUUUAUUGUUGGGAUUUUCAAAAUUAGGAAAAGCCUCUUCCGAACCCGACGAAUCAUUUGCACCCACCCAAAUGUGA